UCCCAUAGCAACAAGACGCAAACUUGGACUGACGCUGUAAUCGGAAACAUGCCUGCCAAGAAGAAACAAAGCAAGAUCAGUAAAGCUGAGAAAGCGAGGUUGAAGAAAGAGGAAGAAGAACGGAGACUCAAGGAGGAAGAGGAAGCUCGGCUGAUUGCUGAGAAAGAAGAUCAGGAGAGGCUGGAGAGAGAACAAAGGGAAGAGGAAGAACGACUGAGGCUCGAAUUAAAGGACAGGGAACGCAGAGAAGAUGAGUUGAAUGAACUGCGCCACAUACUGGAAAGAAACCUGAAGAAAGUGAACAUGUGGAAAGAUGCAGUCAGGGAGAAAGUAGAAUGGGAACGGUACAUGAUUUGCGAUGGCAGUCCAAACCCUGCAGUUCAACCAGAGCUCAAUACCUUCAUCACUCUGUGGAAAGAGGACCCAGAAGUGGACAUUCAGGUCGUCUUAGAACAAUGCGCUUUGGCCUUGCGACUUACAGAAGAUCUGGAGCUUCUUUUGAGCAUUGUGACCGAACCUGAGGUUAUAAAGGUGUAUCAGGAUAUACUCCAGUCUCUGCAGAGUCUCAUGCACACCAAACACCAGAUGGCUGCUGAGGAGAUCCUAAGGUCCGCUAAGAAAUGUGCAGACAUUGACACAGGGAACAUGCAGAUGAUAAAACGAGAUGAUAACAUCACACUGUGCUUGUGGGCCAACCUCAACAAAAAUCCCAGAUUUAAAGGCUUCCAUUUCGAAGAGGUGGGGAUGAGCUUCGAGCUUCCUAAACAGCUGGCUUUGAGUGACAUUAGUGUGCGGAUCCUUCAUACCCGCUACGACCACCUGAGCCACCUGAGCCUCCGGACGCAAACUCAGAAUAAAAGACGUGCCGCAGCUGAAGAAGCUGAAGAAGCUGAAGCGGCCGCUAAGGCUUUAAUUGAGAUGAAGGAUAGAGAGGUGGAGGAUGAGGAGCUGAAAAAAGAAGACGAUGGGGGAGAAAGCGCACAGCAAGAAAAGGAGGAUCUUCAGUCACAAAAAUCAUCUGAAGGCAAGAAGAGAAGGGUUAGUGUGCGUUCAGCUAAAAAGCGGAAGCAAAGAUCUUCAAUGAAGAAGGAGCUAGGGGAUCAUUCAGAAAGCCAUUUGGAAGGAGUGAUCUCGUCUGAAGAAGCAGAAGAUCUUGCCGUAGAGGAGCCAUCGGCCGAAAGCUACAUCGUGGAUCUGCAUCAGUACACACCCCUGGGUGGAGUCUACUACUUUGACGUGUUCCGACUAACACCCCAGUCUCUUACCAUCAAUGGCUGGGAUUUGACAGAGAUUUUGGAUACAGGUCUCCAGGACUUCCCGUAUCCCUCAGAGCAGCCUCAGAGCUCCGAGUCAGACAAGCAGGAGGACACCAGUACAUACUCUUCCCCUCCAGUAGGGGUCACUGUGGUUUUGCCCGAGUCUGUGAACUUCAUUCAAGAGCCACAGGUGGCACGAUGGGACCCUGUUGAGCAGCACUGGAGGACAGACUGCAUCACAGAGACUUCAUACAACAGCGAGACUCGCAGCAUCUCCAUCAAGAUGGACUCUUUCUAUGCCUUCACUUUGCUACAGGAGACGCACCUCCAUAUGCCGUUUCAGUCCUGGGAGCUUCUACCUCGGGGUUUGAACUCAGCAACGCUUACCAUCACUACACCGUUCACUCAAGUCAGCAUCAGUGUUCAGGGGAAUCUGUGUAUGCUUCAUAUGGACCAGACUCCUGGCCUGAACCAUGUGCUGGAUAAAUGGAUGAGUCUUCCUGUGCUACAGAUUGCCAUGAGACGUGCUGGGGUUAACAUAUUUGUUAACGAGUAUUCUGAUAAGUACGUCGCAGUCAGUGCCAAGGAUCUGCUGGUAGAGCAUGCAGUGUACGAGCAGAUGGCCUUGGUGUCCUCAACUUUUGCUUUUUCUCGAAGUCAGUGGAACGCCAAGUGCGGACAGGAGCAUAUCGUCUUUCAGGCAUGUGAACACCCGGAGGAGGGGCCUGUGCCGGAGGAGGCGUGGUCUCUUUACUUGCUUGGUGCUCAGAGGAGCCAGCGUUUGAAAAUGACCGAAACAAGUGACACAUUCUCACCAGAGCUGGCCGAGAAUUCUGAGUUCCACUCCACUUUUCUGCACAUGCUCAGAGACGUAGUCAGCCCGACAGGAAAGGCCAGACUAGACCACGACCACUACCUUCUUGCUGAUACAGUGCAGACACUGCUGUGUUCCACCCGCUUACUAACAUUCUCCUGAUCACACACUCACACAGAAAUAGUUUACCGAAUUAAUCACACAUCUAUUUAUUUUUUUUUAGCGUAAUCAUUGUUGAGUAAUUUUCCAACUAGUUUGUGAGACUUCUUCCUAUUAUCUUUCCCUGCAUACUGUAAUGAUGUUGCAACUGUCAAAUCUUUAUGAAAGAUGCCUACGUAUGUACAGAGAACUGUACAAAAAAACUACGGCCUUCAGCAAUGUUUUUGUACAUCAUGGACUGAUGUGCAACGCCACGGUCUCAUAGUCGUCACGGAGGUCUAUACAUGCAGUCUAUCUGUCCAAUAAAUCUUUCAUGCA
This is a messenger RNA of Silurus meridionalis, 2547 nucleotides long. RefSeq names its product dynein axonemal intermediate chain 7 (gene dnai7). Bases 49 to 2232 code for a protein of 727 amino acids. The record is from RefSeq and is a predicted model, not a curated record. Gene Ontology annotation, molecular function: beta-tubulin binding; microtubule binding. Gene Ontology annotation, cellular component: axoneme. The transcript is spliced from 15 exons. NCBI's taxonomy places the organism in Eukaryota, Metazoa, Chordata, Actinopteri, Siluriformes, Siluridae.